CGUAAACGUAUUUUUACAACAAUUUAUAUUUAUAUCGUUUAGAGUAUAAAGUAUGAAAAUGUAAUAAAGUAUAAAAAUUUCUCCUCAAAAUGCUUCCCUUCAAAACUUUGAACGUUAUAUUCUCCUAUUACAGAAGGUCUAUACAGAUCUUUCGUUGAUGAAAUAGAUUUUUGCAUAACAAAUUUUAAAUAACAAGUAUUCCGAAGAUUACAAAUUGUAUCAUAAAUAGCUUUUACAUUAUAUAUAGACAUCGUUGUAGAAUAUUCUUAGUGGCAAUGCAUAACGAAAAUAGAACGUUAUAAAUUUGUAUGUAGGGCGGAAUGAAGUCGAAAAUAACUCGUUUAAAAAAUUCAAAAAUUAUCAUGCACCAUAAUAGGUAAUCUUGCCACGACGUGCACGACUGGAAAUUAAAAUUCACAAUGAUUUUAACAAUAUGGAAUUAAGUAAUAGAUUCGAGUUUCUUUCGAUCUCCCUAGUUUUACGUAUUUUCUAUGCAUAAUUUUCUAUAUAACCAAUUUCUUCUCUCUUCUGUUUCACGAAAUUUUAUACACGCGAUAUUGGCCACGUGGAUUAAUCUUCCAUUUAGAGAUAUCAAUAUACGGUUGCAUAAUUCGUGAAAGUCAAAUCUUUGUAUCAAAGCGUAAACCACAAUUUUUGUUUGACGAUCGGCGGAAAUAGAGGUGGUCUCGUAUUUGCUGUCGGGUAAAACAAGUUUGCAACUCGAUGGAACAGAUUUGUUCAAAACCUGUCCCCCUUCUCUCGCGAGACGCUGUUGCGCGAUCGAACAGAUAGGGAGAUCAUCUUCUCCCGUUUCUUUCACCGGAUAUGGAAUUCUUCUUUUUCUUUUUUUUUUUUUUUUUUCUUUUUUUUUUUCCUCUCGUAGCCAAAGUUUUGCCGCGAUAAAAUGGCAUGCCACUUCUCCCAUUCUCGACAUUCUUUCAUCUUGUGAAUUCAACUUUUGGAACUUCAAGUAGCUGCCAUUCAUCCUUGUAAAACCGUAAAUAGUUUGGAAAAUUACGCAUUCGCCACUGUUUUUUGAAAUUAGCGAGAAGCCAAGCGAGAAAUUGAAUCGUGCAAUUUUUCUCGUGGUUAAUAAAUCGCUGAUAUGAAAAAAAAAAAAAAAAAAAAAAAGAAAAAAGUAGUUGACCGAUGAAAAAUAUUUCUGUUAUAAUAUCGAUAAUACCGUCGUUGAUACCAUCAAAAUGAUUAAGAUUAUCAUCGUAUCGUAUCGUUUUAAUCACAUAAAUCUUGAAAAAGUAUGACGUACAAAUAUUAAAGUAGCUUCUGAUACUUUAAUGUAUUUUUUUUUAAAUUUAUUUUUUUAAUUUAAUUUAAUAAUUUAAAUUUAUUUUUUUAAUUUAUUUUUUUUUAAAUUUAAAAAAAAAAAGAAAAGAAUAUCGAAAUAAUUCUUUCAUCAAACGUCCAUUCCAAAUACGGAAUAUAAAUAAAGAUCUUUCUAACAUUUUCCCUCUCGCUUUGCACCUCGUCUCGAACGAAGAAAUUUCACAAAAAAUUUCGAGCCAAUUAUAUUUAUCUUUAUAUCUAAUCGAAAAUACGAUUACAUAAAACACAACGUGAAAAUACGCGCGCACCUCUUCUUCCUCUUCGAAAGCGAAAGAUUUCCGAAUCGAUUUGUUAAACACCGGAUACACGCGAAUUCGAUUCGCGUAUCGCGACACCGCGUCGCUUUAUCACGUCGACCCGGUAGCUCGAUCGUAUCGCCGCGAACGGGAGCUGUCCAAACAUUCCCGUCACGCUUUUAUCGCGCGACGCUCGAACGUGAACGCUGUGCUCCGCCGAUUCCUCGUGAGCGCGGUUCAAUAACUUUCGGAUCGCGCGCCACGAUAUCGACGUUUGGACGGGAAUUCGAAAAAAAAAAAGAAAGAAAAAAAAGAAAAGAAAAAAAGGAAGGAGGCGAAAAGGUGACGAGGCAAACCCGACUUUUAAACACCGCCUCUUUUAAACACUCGUUGGAACGGAGGGGGAAGGGGUGGGGAUGUCAGAAGCGAGAUGGAGACACAUGUGUCGCGAGCUCGAUGGUUUUGUAAUGCGAUGCUACUACGAGAUGGUAUCCACUUGUUCGAUAAUGUUGUUUUGUCGAUUAUCUCGAUAUCUCGCGUUAUAUAGUCGUUUAAUCGACGCGGAGAUAGGUCAGAACGCGACGAGGCAUCUAUCGGUCACACCGCCUCGCGAUAUUUUCGUUUUCGCGCCGGGUUCCAUCGCCGCCAUGACGGAGGCCAAGGAGAAAACAUGGAAGAGGAAGAGGGUUUCUCUCGGAGUCGGCGGUGCCUUGGUGGAGCUGGAGCAGGAUCCCGAACGUGGUAGCUGGGCCAAUCCCAUCGAGUUUGUUCUAUCCUGCAUCGGGUAUGCCGUUGGCAUUGGCAAUGUUUGGCGUUUCCCUUACCUUGUAUAUCGUAAUGGCGGUGGUGCUUUUAUAAUUCCGUUCGUUUUAAUGCUGAUAACCAUGGGAUUACCGAUAUUUUUUUUGGAACUGGCUGUUGGACAGUAUUCCGGACUCGGCCCUAACGAGGCGUUCAAACGUAUGGCGCCGGCACUCGAGGGCCUCGGUUAUUGCACCCUGGUCGUCAUUUUGCUCGUAAUGGUCUACUACAUGGUGAUCGUUGCCUGGACACUCUUCUACACGUUCCUCUCGUUCCUGCCGAAGCUCAGUUGGGCCUACUGCGACAACGAUUUCAACACGAACCAUUGUUACAGCGGGCUUCAAGAGAUUCAAUGUCAAACGGACGAUCCGGAAACGAUAUUUUACAACAAGAGUUGUAUAUCGGCCAGCCACGUAUGCCGGAGCUUCGAUUUCGAGGAUGGAAACAUCACGCAUUGUUUCAAAGCUGGCAAAGUGGAACUCCUUCGAAACCUUUACACACGGAUCCUUUCGUCGGAGGAAUAUUUCAACGACUACGUGCUUGGUAUACGAGGAGCUACGUGGGAACACUUCGGAGGCGUGAGAUGGGAAUUGUUAGGAUGUCUGACCCUCGCUUGGAUAAUCUGCUUCUUGUGUUUGAUGCGUGGCGUCCAAUCCAUUGGAAAAAUCGUCUACUUCACCGCUCUUUUCCCCUACGCCAUGCUUAUAGCGUUGUUGAUACGAGGUGUUACGUUGGAAGGUGCCCUCGAUGGCUCUCUUUGGUUCAUCAUGCCAAAAUGGUCCACCUUGCAAUCCACCAGUGUCUGGGCGGAUGCUGCUUCCCAAGUUUUCUAUUCCCUCGGUAUCGGUUGCGGUUCCCUGAUCACCCUCUCGAGCUACAGUAACUUCAACAAUAAUUGUCACAGAGACGCGAUAUUCGUAACUUUCACGAACUUAGCCACGUCGAUUUUCGCCGGCCUCGUCAUCUUCUCGAUCAUGGGAUUCCUCGCCCGUCAAAUGGGGGUUUCGGUCGAGGAUGUGAUACAGAGCGGAGCGGGGCUUGCAUUCAUCGCGUAUCCGGAAGCGGUGGUGCGGAUGCCGUUGCCCAACGUGUGGGCCGUCCUGUUCUUCGUCAUGCUGUUCAUCCUGGGUAUCGGGAGCCAAUUCGCAGGCGUGCAGGCGAUAAACACCGCCAUAUUGGACCUGAGGCCGGAUUUACGAAAGCGGGAGAGCCUGGUUGUGUUGGGUAUAUGCGUCACUUGCUGGUUCCUUGCCAUACCGAUGGUGUUCGACGGCGGUAUUUACCUGUUCACGCUGAUGGACUGGAACACAGCUUCUUGGGCGAUACUAUUGAUCGGGAUUGCCGAGGUCGGCGUUGUAGGCUGGUGUUACGGGUGCAACAAAUUCCUGCGUAACAUAGCCGAGAUGCAAAUGCGGUUCAACCUUUCGCUCCGCAGAUAUUGGUGGCUCAGCUGGGUCGUGCUCGCGCCUAUCACUUGUCUGGUGGUGUUCGUGCAUCAAAUAUAUACGUACGAGAUGCCUCGUUAUGGCAAGUACAUAUUCCCUAACUGGGCGAAUGUGAUCGGAAUACUGAUCGGCCUGUCGACCCUCGCCCCGAUGCCGUUAUUUUUCAUCCGCCGCGUUUGGAAAGGGCCGAGGGACCGAAGCAUGUUUCGACCGAAGAAGACGUGGGGGCCCGCCGUGGAAAAAAGUAAGGACACCGUGUCCACGGCCGUGUCCGUCAAGGUAUCCGAACCGCGUGGGAACCACGAGACCCAGGAGAAUUCCGCAGUUUAAACCGACAAUCUUUUUGAUCGAUCCUUCGUCCUUCUCUCCACGUCGAUUCUAGUCACGUCGAUUCGGAUGUUAAUCGCUUGAGAAAAAGGAACGCUCUACCCUUAACGCAUCUCCCCGAUCGAUUGCGAUACACCACGGUUUUCGUGAUCUUUUUUUUUUUCUCUCUCUUUCUUUUUUUUUUUUUUUUUUUUUUUUGAAUAAUAUUAUUCGCGACGAAUCGCCUAUUUAUAUACAUUUUUUUUCGCAUUUAAACGGGGGAGGCAAACGGAGAGGAUCGCAUUGUGAUAUUGGCGAGGUGUGUAACGACGAUGUAAUUAUAUAAUCAUUGAAAUAAAAUAAAUAAGCGGUAUGCGAAAAAAUGUGAGUGGAGCAAUGUGAGUUGGGAACCGCUGCUACGCACACUGGUUUCCUCCAAUUCUCUUACGCUGGUUCGUUUCCAACCAACGAUCUUGCGCGUAUUAUUUCCACUUGUUUCUCUGCUCUCUCCUGUUUCAUUCGACGAUAAUUAGAGAGAAGUUUUCAAGGAAGGAGGAAUCACGACGAUGCGCGUUCCGAUUUCAUCAUUUUUCAAUCCUGGUAAAAAGAAAAAAAUCGCGCCAACACUUUCCGUUCCUUUCGUUCUUUAGCAAGUUUUUAAAUCGAUGCUCGAGGACAAAAGGUUAGAAACCGUAAAUACAACUAUAAUUUCGCCUCGAGCUUUAACUCAGUACUUGCCGAUUAACAACGCAUCACCGAGUUUACGAUUUUCAGUUUCGAAAGGGAUUCGUUUGCCAUGUUUCCUUCCUUGCGUUUACAAUUUGGCAAACGCGUCGCAAUGCGGGCGAAAUUCGAACUGCCAACUUCUCGAUUAAUUCCUUUUGGAAUCCAUUCUCGUGGAUGGUCGCAGACGCGUAGAGAGAGAGAGAGAGAGAGAGAGAGAGAGAGA
Molecule: messenger RNA, 5081 nt
Organism: Apis laboriosa (Himalayan honeybee)
Lineage: Eukaryota; Metazoa; Arthropoda; Insecta; Hymenoptera; Apidae
Product: sodium- and chloride-dependent glycine transporter 1-like
Exons: 10
Coding region: 1997-4156 (719 amino acids)
Biological process (GO): sodium ion transmembrane transport
Cellular component (GO): membrane
Molecular function (GO): glycine transmembrane transporter activity
Source: RefSeq, a predicted model, not a curated record